AUGGCUCGCUUGGCGACUAGUGCGGUUCACCUCUGCCAGAGGCUUCAAGAGCUGAACCCUCAGAAGCUACUUCUGAUAGGAAAGCAGAGUGAGCAGUCCUCCCCGUUCCGACGCUGGACCACGGGCAGCGGCGCGGGCAGUUCCUACAGACACCACGAGCAUCGAAACAUUUACAAUAAGCAAAUGAGCGAAGGUAGCAACCCAGGGGGUGGCAAAGCUGCUGGUGGUGGCGGUGGCGUAGCUCGCUGGUCGCUGGGACUCGAGCACCUUUUGACCGACGCGGCCGGAGCGGCGGCUUUCGCGCACUUUCUGGACAAGGAAUUUGCAGCCGAGAACAUUAGAUUUUGGUGGUCGUGUGAACAGUACCGUACUUGUUCUGAGAACGAGACAGAGAGCGCAGAGGUCCGCGCUUCGCUGGCCAACGAGAUCUGGCAACGCCACCUGGCGGACAAAGCGCCGGAACCCGUAAAUAUCGACGCGGCUGCCAAGCGCGCGACGGCGCUGCGGCUUGACCAGCGACCGCCUCCUCCAGACCUGUUCAACCAGGCACAAAAACAGAUCUUCAACGUCAUGAAGUUUGAUAGCUAUCCGCGAUUCCUGCGUUCCGGCGUGCACGCGGAGUGCGCCCGCGCAGAUCUACGCGGCCUUCCCUGUCCUUACCUCGCUACUAAUGAUACACCUAAGAUAAAGAAGUCGUCAUCUAAUGCAUCGGAGCGCAGGCGCAGCGGAGGCGGGUCGCUGUUGGGCUGGAGGCUGCGCUCCGUUUCACGGGAUCGAGCUGUAGAGGACACGCCGCCGACAACUGAUGUCGUGGCUGCGAGUCAAACACUCGCCGGAGGCUGUUCACUUUGCCGCGUAGUUCUACCGGACGGCGCUACCUCCGUGGUGGGAGUCGAUGAGGCAGUGACCGUCAGACGUCUGGUCGACCGCCUGCUACAGAGGAGGAACCUGCUGUGCACCGCCUACGAUGUCCUGCUGGACGAACAGGGUGAAUCGCGUGCGAUAGACGCGGAAUCGCCAUCCACUGUACUCGGAGGCAAAUGUGCUGUGGUCGAGCGCAGAUGCGUCGUGCGCGUGCGCAUAGGCCCACGCGCGGUCCUCGUUCGAUGCAGGCCCACACGCCGUCUGAGACACGUGUUACGACCGCUUCUGCAGCGCUAUCCGCCAGAUAGUAGUUCCACACAAUGGCCGCAGGGAACACCGCUUAAUCCGGACACAUCAUUACAGGAAUUAGACGGUGCUCGUCUGCAAAUAGUAGAAGUCGGGGAUGGCGAGUGGCGCGCUGUCCGACUGAACAUCGCGAGGACGGGGGACCGGGACGAGGAUACCGACUCGUUGCCUGAUGUCGCCCUGCACCCGCACGACGAUGACACCUUGAGCAUAGACCGAAACUCGGGCAGUUCAGGUUACACCGAUGUAUCUCAAGGAUCACGAAGCGGGGCCCCGAGCGCCAUAACGUCGGGCUCAACCCAACAAGCACCUUUGCCCCAAGGGCCCGUGCCUGCCAACAGAGUGAGAGCAUCAUUGCGACCCGGCCCUCCCCUCCACCACCACCCACCAGGUAAAAUCGAUUUCCUCGAGAAUCUCCGCGAGACGCAGCGGCAACGACUACUGCCCCGCACCCCCCCGCCCUUACCACCGAAGCCGACGCAGCGCACCGCCCCGACAGUGGUCUGA
Leptosia nina is the source of this 1677-nucleotide messenger RNA. The record is from the annotation of a GenBank genome assembly. NCBI's taxonomy places the organism in Eukaryota, Metazoa, Arthropoda, Insecta, Lepidoptera, Pieridae.